Molecule: messenger RNA, 9228 nt
Organism: Poecilia reticulata (guppy)
Lineage: Eukaryota; Metazoa; Chordata; Actinopteri; Cyprinodontiformes; Poeciliidae
Gene: slc8a1b
Product: solute carrier family 8 member 1b
Biological process (GO): sodium ion transmembrane transport; calcium ion import across plasma membrane; cell communication
Cellular component (GO): axon; sarcolemma; postsynapse
Molecular function (GO): calcium:sodium antiporter activity
Source: RefSeq, a predicted model, not a curated record
GGAGUGUGUGCGUGUACACGCGCGUGCGUUUGUGUGUGUGUGAGAAGGAGAGGAAGGAACAGACGAAAGAGACCUGCGCGCACACACGGAUACUCUCUCUCUCUCUCUCUCUCUCUCACACACACACACACGCACACACACUCUCGCUCUCCUCCUCUCUCUUUUCUCGGAGCCGGGGGAGAACCGGGAAGGGAAGAAUGAGGAAGAGGUCCGCUGCGCCGCGCGCCUCCUCUCAGCGAAUGCGGGUUUGCUGAUGAAGCGCCGCUCCGGUCACCCGAUCAUACAGGUCACUCAGGUCGCGCUGCAUGGAAACGAGGAGUAGGCAAGAAGAGCAAAAGAUAAGGGCAACAAAUAAGGGGUGGGAAAAAAAAAACCCAGUGUGCAUGGGAAUUCGGACUACUCUUCCCUCCCUUUGUGCGUCUCGGUGGUUGGAUACGCUGUCUUGACUAGCGUAUAAGAGCUCCCUGCGUCUCCAUUACCCUUCCCCACUACGGGCUUCACCUCCGCCACCACUCCUCCUCCACCGCCUCCUGGUUUUACUCCUACUUGCUCGCAUCGCAAGAAGAGCCGUUUUACUACUUAACUACGAACACCGUCAACUCCGGAUUGAGAAGGUUCAACAUUCUCAUUAACCUUCAGCUCCUGGUCCCGGUCUCACCGUCAACAUGGGCUUCAGGUGUCACUCCUCUGCCCUGUCUCCUGUGCUGAGACUAGCGGUCGUUACUGUGAUCCUCCUCCUCAAACCCCGGAGCGCGCUGGCCGGUACCGCUCCCGAGCACAGCCUUGGCAGCUCAGUUUCGGCGGUGUCCACAAACAAAACUGAAUGCAGCAAGGCUGAACAGUGCACAAACGGGGUCCUGCUGCCCGUCUGGGAGCCCCGAAACCCGUCGUUUGGAGAUAAGGUCGCCAGGGCGACGGUUUACUUUGUGGCUCUGGUCUACAUGUUCCUCGGCGUGUCGAUCAUCGCGGACCGCUUCAUGGCAUCGAUAGAGGUCAUUACGUCACAGGAAAAAGAGAUCACUAUCAAGAAGCCCAACGGAGAAACCACCACCACGACGGUCCGGAUCUGGAACGAGACGGUCUCCAACCUCACCCUCAUGGCGCUGGGGUCGUCUGCUCCAGAGAUCCUGCUCUCCGUCAUAGAAAUAAUAGGUCACGGCUUUGAGGCCGGCACGCUGGGCCCCUCCACUAUUGUGGGUUCGGCGGCGUUCAACAUGUUCGUCAUCAUCGGGCUGUGCGUGUACGUUGUGCCCGACGGCGAGACGAGGAAGGUCAAGCACCUCCGAGUCUUCUUCGUCACGGCAACCUGGAGUAUCUUUGCCUACAUUUGGCUCUACCUGAUCCUGUCGGUGAUCUCCCCCGGCGUCGUGCAGGUCUGGGAAGGCCUGCUCACUUUCCUCUUCUUCCCCAUCUGCGUCGUGUUUGCCUGGGUGGCAGACCGUCGCCUGCUGUUCUACAAAUACGUGUACAAGCGCUACCGCACCGGCAAGCAGCGUGGCAUGAUCAUCGAGACCGAGGGGGAUCGUCCGCUUCCUUCCAAGGUGGACAUUGAGAUGGAUGGAAAGAUGCUGAAUUCCCAUGGUGUUGACUUUCUGGACGGUCCACUGGGUUUGGACAUCGAUGAGAAGGAUCUGGACGAGGAGGAGACCCGCAGAGACAUGGCCAAGAUCCUGAAGGAGCUCAAACAGAAACACCCCGACAAGGAGGUGGAACAACUCAUUGAACUUGCCAACUACCAGGUGCUGAGCCAGCAGCAGAAAAGUCGAGCUUUCUACCGGUGCCAGGCCACCCGACUCAUGACGGGCGCCGGCAAUAUUCUGAAGAAACACGCUGCAGACCAGGCCCGAAAGGCCGUCAGCAUGCACGAGGUCCGCUCCGACGCCGGCGACAACGACCCCGUCUCCAAGAUCUUCUUCGAGCCCGGCUCCUACCAGUGUCUCGAGAACUGCGGCACGGUGGCUGUGAACGUGGUGCGGCGAGGCGGCGACCUGGGCAAGACCGUUUCUGUGGAGUACCGGACGGAAGACGGCACGGCCAACGCCGGCUCCGACUACGAGUUUACGGAGGGCGUCGUCGUGUUCAAGCCGGGCGAGACCAUGAAGGAAAUCCGCGUGGGCAUCAUCGACGACGACAUAUUCGAGGAGGACGAAAACUUUCUCAUCCACCUGUCCAACGUCAAGGUGCUGACCUCCGAAGGCGAGGAGCCGGAGGAGAACGAGUCGGCCAAUCACGUAGACUCCGUUGCCUGCGUCGGCAUACCGUCGACAGCCACCGUCACGAUAUUCGACGAUGAUCACGCCGGUAUCUUUACGUUCGAGGAGCCCGUUUGCCACGUCAGUGAGAGCGUUGGCACGAUGGAGGUGAAGGUGCUGAGAACGUCUGGCGCUCGUGGUGUGGUCAUGCUGCCCUACAAGACCGUGGAAGGGACUGCAAAGGGCAACGGGGAGGACUUCGAAGACUCACACGGCGUCCUCGAAUUUCAAAACGACGAAAUCUUGAAGACCAUAACCGUUAGAAUCUUAGACCGGGAGGAGUACAGUAAGGAAUCCUCCUUCUUCAUUGUGCUCGAAACCCCCGAGUGGAGACGCAACAGCAAGGAGCAGACAGAGGAAAAGCCAAAGGCAGAAGGGGAGGAAGAGGAGCCCCUGACAGGGAAAGAUGAAGAGGAGCGACGUAUAGCAGAAAUGGGCCGUCCCAUGCUGGGAGACCACGUCAAACUGGAGGUCAUCAUCGAGGAGUCGUACGAGUUUAAGAACACGGUGGACAAGCUGAUAAAGAAGACCAACCUGGCUCUGCUGGUGGGAACCAACAGCUGGAGAGACCAGUUCAUCGAAGCCAUCACUGUCAGCGCAGGUGAGGAUGAUGACGACGAGGAGUGCGGGGAGGAGAAACUGCCGUCGUGCUUUGACUACGUCAUGCACUUCCUCACCGUCUUCUGGAAGGUUCUGUUCGCCUUCGUCCCGCCCACCGAGUACUGGAGCGGCUGGGCCUGCUUCGUCGUGUCCAUCUGCAUGAUCGGACUGCUCACUGCCGUCAUCGGGGAUCUGGCUUCUCACUUUGGCUGCACCGUGGGCCUGAAGGACUCCGUCACAGCGGUCGUAUUUGUGGCGCUGGGAACGUCUGUGCCAGAUACAUUUGCCAGUAAAGUUGCAGCCAUACAAGAUCAGUAUGCAGACGCCUCCAUUGGCAACGUGACAGGCUCCAAUGCUGUCAAUGUGUUCCUGGGCAUCGGGGUGGCCUGGUCCAUUGCUGCCAUCUACCACAACAGCAAGGGCCGCGAGUUUAAGGUCGACCCCGGCACUCUGGCUUUCUCCGUCACACUCUUCACCAUAUUUGCCUUCAUCUGCGUUGCCAUCCUGAUGUACCGGCGGCGGCCGGAGAUCGGCGGGGAGCUUGGUGGGCCCCGGACUGCGAAGGCCCUGACCACCAUGCUGUUCUUCAGCCUGUGGCUCCUCUACAUUCUCUUCUCCUCACUGGAGGCCUAUUGCCACAUCCAAGGCUUUUAAGAGAGCGAGCGGAAGAUCCCAAAGAGAAGGGUGGGACAGAGGAACCGGAAGGAUAGAAGAAAGGGAAAAUAAAGGAAUGGAUUCUUGGAAAUUUAAGGUUGUCUUAUUGAUCUAUUACUCCCUCCCUUUGUGCAAUACGUUAAAUGACAAAUGAAUGGAUGUAUGUACAUGUGAAGGACUUUCAGGCGCACUCAAGCAUCUAAAAACGCGGUGAAAGGAAGCAAAGGCGCGCGGAAGGACAUCAUACUUGAGAAUUAAAGCCACUACAGAAAUUACUCAACUGAUGGCAAAAAGGAAUACAAAAAGAAAAAUUCUCCCCUUACUCCACAAAUCCUCACGCAUCAAGCUAUCUUGACCAAAUUCAUGUUUAAACGCAUAAGACAAACUUACUGACAUGCACAGAUGUGAUAAAUGUCUUUUCUCCCAGAUGAAUCAGACAUAUUUCAAAUAUUCAGCCCGAUCAUCAGCGCUCCAAGUGUGACGAUGUGCCCUAAACGGAAGACCUCCUCAAGUCGGAGCAAUGAUUCUCUUGUUGUCCAGCUCCAAAAAAAAAUGUCAGUGCGAGCGCAACACACAGUAAGAACAAACCGGAUUCUCGGCCACAUCCAAGUAUCGACAACAAUCUGUGUGUCUGCAGGAGUAGGAGGGUGUGUUUAUGUGCUUAGGCGCGGUAGGACGAUGGUAAACUACUGUGAAAAAAAAAAAAGCCUCUUGUUUUUACUGUUGCUGCGUUAAGACAAAAAUGCUAUUGUACUUGAGGUCCUCUUGACUCUCGCGGCUUGUAGAAAAUGCUGAAUUGGGAAUUUCUGUUCUGGGAGGGGCCCAUUCCGUGUGGCGAAACUUUGAUCAUCGCCAGGGUGGCACGUGUAAAUACUCUGAGGCGGAUGCACGUUUCAACUCGAUUGAUUUCGUUCUGAAUGUCUUGGUUAAUGCUGCACGCCUCGCCCCCCUCCACCCCCUCGAAGGGCCCUUCGUUCUUGUUGCUUUAUACUGUAGAUGUAAAUGGUUUAAGGUCCUUUCUCAAUCAAAGUUGGUGGUGGGGGUUAAUGUGCUUUUACCUUUAAUAAGGCCAUGUCUGAGAAGACGCGCUGGCCACUCUACCGUUAAAAACUGUUAGAGAAACCAUAGUCGUCGCAUUAAUAUCAAAGUUAAUCUUUAUUGUUUUUGUUGUUUGUUUGUUUUUUAACACUGUGGGAGCGUCUUAUUUCUUCCCACAGUUGAGAUUUCCACAACCAUAUUUCAGUGAAAUCAUUGAAAAUCAUACAUGCACAUAUCUGCAAAACCUGAUAGACUUUCUGUCAAAUCUGUUUUACACGGUUUGACUCUCUAAAACAAGUUUGGACAACAUCCCGUCUCCUAAGCAACCCGGUGCCGGUUGUUCAGUGAACCGUUUGAAUUCUUCUAAUAUCAAGGGCUUUGUUACAACAAAAUACUAAUUCCUGAUUCUGGCUUUUGGUUCGUCAUUCUUAGAACAGACGUACAUUGGUCAUCGGCGAGGGCAAUGUAACACAUGAUGAUGAACUUUGUUGACUCUUACUUGAUAGAACUUUGCUUCAUAGGAGAAAGUAUUGAGUCUAGUACUAAGAAGUGCUUGAUUAUUGUCUCGAUUUGCUCAGAUAAAAAUCACAUCCCUAGUUGAGUCCUAUCCCAUUUCGACUAACGCUGUUGGUCUUUCUUUAAGCUACGUCAGCUCAUAACAAGGCGUAGUUCCCUUCAGUCAGACAGAGUCCAGCUUUACUUAAUAACGUAGGACCCGAAUGGUUGUCCUGUAAAUUCUGUGUUAUUACUUUGACUAAAUUUAAAACUUGGCACACUUCUAAGGAAGCUUAAGAGAAGAAUUUCAUUGUCUGAUUGCAGAGAGGCAGUGGUCCAAAUGGCAACAAAAAAUAAAUAAAUGACAUUAAAACAUUAGUUUUACUGUACGUUCAUUCUACCUACCUGACUUUGCAAAACCAAUCAAAACUCAUCCAAAACCACACAUUAAAACGGUGAACAUACCCUCCGAGAUGUUAAACUUUACAUCAACGGGGGGGGGAUAAAAAGGAGCCCAAAAUAUUAAUAAGCCUAAUUUGACUGUGAGAAGUUUAGACUUCAGACUGUUAUUUUAUUUAUUCAGCUACAACCAUAAGGAUCUCAGCGUACACACACUUGUACUAUAGCACUACUGUAUGCAACUUAAUUGGCAAGUAUUUCCCAUGUGAGAUUUUUUUUUUUUACUUGAUGUACAAUAAACAGUAUUUUAAACUUUAUCUGUAAAAUAAUUAGUCUGGACUAGAUGUAAACCGUUGUAAACUUAGCAGUAAUUUUGUCGAAGACCGUUGUCGAUGCCAGUGAGAGUCGAGCCGAGGCCUUCAUUGGAUAUAAAUCCAGAGAAUUUUGAAGGACAUUAUAAAUGUUCUAAGUUUUAUAAAAUAGCUGAGUAGAGUUGUAGACAAUUGGCUGACAGUAGAGGACGUUUGAUCGGAUAAAUAUCCAACAACCUGGCUCAGACAGCCACUUGCGUUGCUAAUGAAACAAAAUGGCGGAGGAAAAAAACCCAACUCUGGAAUAUGAAAAGCUCUGUAUUAGACAGUAGUUGUCGUAUGAAGCCUUUGGAGUGGCAGUUUACCCCUACUUUGCCAAAGGGACAUCUUUCUAUCAGAAAUAUUUGUAACCCAUCCAGUAAAUGGUUUUCUAAUCAACAUCUCUUUCCAAAAAACACCAAAUAUACUAUCACAUUUCUUUAAGGAGCUACAGGAAAUGGGUGUUGUUUAAACCUUUCUAGGUCAAUUUUUAUGUAUUUGUCUCUUCACUGGCAUGGAGCUGAAGGUUUAUACACUGUAAACAACUUAAAAUGAAGUUAUGCUAGCACGUGCAAAACAAAAUGUAAGAAGCUGCAUUAACUUUAAAUGACUUCAAGACAUGAAUUUUCUUAGACGUUGCAGAAAGUCUACAGGAAUGAAGCACUUGCAACAAUGCAGUGGGUUUUUUUGCAUUCAGACCUUCUGUUGCACAAUUUUACCAGAAACAAACGUUUUUCUUUCGCUAAAAGGCGAGCAUUCUCUCUUGCAACACCAGCAUUGUUGCACGCAGUUUCUAUAUGCCUACCGUGACUGGCGGCCUUGGCUAACGUGAAGCUAACGGGAGCGGUUCUCACCAUCAGAACCAAGGUGGGGAAGCUAAUUUACUGGCUAAAUGUUUAGCGGCAACCAGCAAGCCUGCUAGCUAUGACUGUAAAUACAAAACAGGCAGUUGUUUUCUUUUUCUUUUUUUUUUUUAAAUUCUUUAGCCUAUUUUUCCUAGUAAAUAAUUGCAAUAGCUCUCGAGUUAGCUUCUUGGCUUGGGCCUGCGAGUAACAAGUCUAGAACACAAAGCAAAAGCAAUGAUUGAUUAAACAAAUGAGCUGUAGACUGCAGUCAUUUUGGGGCUUUUUUUUUUUGAUGUUCAAUAGUAAGAUUUUAAUAGGAAGGAAAAACCUUGCACUGCUUCAUGUUGCCAAGUGAAACGGCUACAGAACCGUUUCGCUAGCAGAGUUGCUUUUGCUGUAAACAGAUUUUUUUGUUCUGACUGAUUUACACAGUAAUUACAAUGUUCUUGUAAAAAAAAAAAUAAUAAUAAUAAUCCAGUGGUGUUGAAUCAGUUGUUAACCAUUAAUAAUGUUGCUACUAAUGUAAAAGUUGAUAUGUCUCUGUUGCCUAAUUUACUCCUUAACUUGACCGACUGUCUGACAGACUGAGAAAUAAAUACAUGCAACACUGGACAGUCAAAGGAAAGAGGGGAAAGGACAGACGGACGGAAGGACGGACUCCCCCUCUGGUACGAGAUGAGCAAAGAAAUGUACUGCUGGGAUUUCAAAAAAAAAAGAAAAGAAAAAGAAAGUUACCAAGAGUUAUUCUCUACCUUUAAAGCAACAUUUAACAAAUAAAAUGACAGGAUGCUAACAAAGAGAAGACAGUAUGAAAAAAAAAUAUGUGGAGGACGAAGAUGAAAAAAAAAACAAAUAAAUAAUAAAUAAUGAAGUUACAGCCAUACAUUGAUUUCUGGGCCAGUGAGACAAUGGACUCCUUCUGCCCAGCAUGUGUAUUGUUAUGAAGUCUUAUCUGUCCUCGUGUGUUUUCAUUCCCUUCCCCUUUCUUUCUUUCUAAAUGUCCUGCCAGAAGUAACCAAACACAGGCAGUAAUCUUUGUUAAACUUCCUCCCCCAAAAAGCCACCGUUUCGCCCGCCCUCCGUCUCUCCCUAUGCCAAGUUUUCCAUGUUUUGGAAUGUCGAUGUGCUACUUGUUGACACUGUGCAUGAAUGAUGACAUGCCUGUACAUAGUUAUAGAGAAUCGUAUCCCAUUCCUGUGGUGUUUGACGGGAAGAAGUCUGAAUGUUGUACAGAUUUGGAUCUUUCUGUUGAUCUUCUUCUUGGUUACCGUUUGGUGUAGAGCUAACAUUUUAUUUUUUUGUUGUUGAUUCAAACAAAGCUGCAGAGUCUCUGAAUUAAUUGCACAUUAUCAUUAACCGAGAUUUAUGUAAAAAAAAAAAAAAAGGCAAUAUCUGCUGUUAUUGAAUGAGAGAGGAGAUAGCGGAGUUAUAUAUCUUAAAUCUAUAUGGCAGUUGCAUGGGUUAUUUGUAAAAAAAAAAAAAAUUAAAUAUUUGAAAAAAAAAAAAAGCAGAAAAUGGGAGGGGGCGGGGGAAAUACAUGGCUUGCUACUUUUAAUACCAUGGCUGUAUUCUGACAAAUGAAGAAUACUGUAUGUACAUCUAAAUGUUAUUUUGUCUUUAAAGAAAUCAUAUUGUGUAUAUACUGUACAGUGUUAUCAGUGGGAUGACCUAUAUGGCCAUACACUAACCAUAGAGAAUUAAUUCAACAUAUUUAUUUAAAAGGAAGAACACUCGCUACACUCAAGAAUGACAUAUAUUGCCUUUUUGGAGAAGUUAAAAACUUGUCUUUCUCUCUGCCUUGUCUCUCCUUUCCAUGAAUUCAGAUUUGUCUUUCCUAGAUAGGUUUGUUUUCUUUAACUCUACCAACUCGUUUGUUUCCUGUACCCUUUGUUUUCCAGUUGUUUUUUUUUUAAGUCGAGUGGUUGCCGUCGAUUUCAGGCCGCGUCGCGUUUUCCGUCUAUCUUUUUGGCGUCUUGUAUGCCUGGCUGCUUUCCAUACUGACCCAACAGUGUCUCCAUGCUGACUCCCACCCACCUGACUUUCUGUCUUGUACCUCUUUAUCUAGUUACGCACAACAUAUCUGCAUGUGUCCUCAAUGGUCUUUCUGUCUCAAAGAAUCGCUCGUCUGUAUUUAAGUCCCCCAUCUGUCUUGUUUUGAACCAUCUGUUAGAUUCCUUGGUUACUAAAGCCCUUUGCGUUCACAUUUCAUUUUUAAUCCCUCAAAUCGCAUCUUUCUUUAAUUCGCUCUGCCUGUCCUCCCGUUACGUCUAACACGGUGUAGUCGGAGAACUUCACGUUUGCUGAUUUGGUGUGUGUGUUUGUUUGGGGUUUUUUUUUCUUUUCUUUUCUUUUUGGGAAAAUGGAACAAUAACACAAGUUAGGUUUGCAAUAAUCUUUUUUUUUUUCUUGUUUGUUUUAUAAUUAUAUGCCUCGUUUCUUUGUUGGCAUGUACGUGUGUUUUUAAUUUUUGUUUAACACCAAUGGGUUAGGCAGAAAGUUGUUCUGUAUGUGUGUCGCCACUAACUGUGACUGCUCUCCAUGGUACUUCUGAAAAGUCCAGUAAAAUAAAGUUUGGGAUACCCAGUUUCAAAGACA